AUGACAUCAGUGGCAAAUAUAACCGAAGAUCUUUGUAAAAUAUGUGACGGCCGAGUCGAGUGCGCGCCAACAGCUAUACUCCUGAUUUCCCUCGUUCAUACUCUGUACGGACAUAUAGGGUCUGAGCCCGAUUAUUUUCGCAAUAAUAAAGUUUCACUUAAAUCGGAAAGUAAGAGGGAAUUUGAAGAUAAGCCGCGAUACAAGCUGGCGUACAGGAGCAAAUUUUUAGAAGACGAUAAGAAUUAUGACGACGAAGAUUAUAUGAAUUUAGAAUAUGAUUUUAUUGUCAUAGGCGGUGGCACGGCCGGCUGCGUCGUAGCAAGUCGAUUAUCAGAAAAUAGAAAAUGGAAGGUUCUACUUAUAGAAGCAGGUCAUGAACAACCUAAAAUAGCUUCAAUUCCCGGUCUUACGAGUGAAUUUAAAGGGUCUUCUUUAGACUGGCAAUAUUCUAUGAGACCGAAAAAAGGAUUUUGUCAAAACCGCCCUAGCGGCUGCGAGGUCGUUCAAGGCAGAGUUCUAGGGGGCACAUCUACUAUUAACGAUAUGGCGUACAUGAGAGGCAGUCCCGCGGAUUACGACGAAUGGGCUCUCAAUGGCAACGAAGGGUGGAGCUUUAGCCAAGUGCUGCCCUACUUUAAAUACUCAGAGGGGAAUUAUGACAAGGACAUAUCAAAGAGUAAACUCUUUCACUCCACACAAGGGCCAUUAGAUGUAGGACGAUACCCUUACGUCGACGACAACGCCGAUGUUCUUCUCAGUGCUUUCAAUGAUCUCGGUUAUAAUUACACUGAUGUAAAUGGAAAAAAUCAGUUAGGAUUCAUGAGGAUACAGACAAUGUCGUAUAUUGGAGAGCGCGUAAGUUCAUACAACGCCUUUAUCGAACCGAUACGAAAACUGAGAACAAAUAUUGAAAUAGUUACGGAAGCUUUAGUCACUAAAAUUUUAUUAAAAGAAAAUAGAGAUAGUGUUAAGGUUAUCGGAGUAGAAUAUAUUACAAAUGGCACUAAAGUUACGGCGAAAGCAUCGAAGGAAGUUAUUUUAAGUGCUGGUGCUAUCAACUCAGCCAAACUCCUGAUGCAAUCUGGUAUAGGGCCUAAAGACUACUUAGAAUAUUUGAACAUUAAAGUUUUCAAUGAUUUACCGGUUGGAGGUAAUUUUCAUGAUCAUCUGUCGGUUUGUCUACCUGUCAUAAAACUUAUAAAAACAGCCACUACAUCUAACUUUCCAGAAAAGUUAAAGGACAUAACGAAUUAUUAUUCGAAAGGAAUUGGACCUCUUUCGACGAAUUUUCAAGUCGUAGCUUUUUACGAAACAAGUAUCUCAGAAAUUCUUAAAACGCCUGAUAUUGAAUUUAGAUUCCGUGGUCACAAUUCAAAUAUGUACUACGACAAGAUGGAUAUUUGUACAUCUCUCCUAACUCCUAGGAGCAGAGGACAGAUCGUACUGAAUGCGACCGAUCCUAUAUUUGGAGCUCCUUUGAUUUACCCUAAUUUUCUCAAGGAUCCUACUGAUGAAAAGAAACUAUUAGAAGGCAUACAAGAAGUUGUAAAAUUAUUCGAUACUGAAGUAUUCAAAAAUGCAGAAUUCGAAUUUGAUCCACGACCCAUAUUGAAAAAUGAAUGUAGUGACCAUGAACGAGUUUCUGAAGAAUUUUGGUCGUGUAUAGUGAGACAAUUUUCGGCUCCGUUGCAUAAUUAUGUUGGGACUUGUAAAAUGGGCCCGUCAAAAGACCCAGAGUCUGUAGUUGAUAAUAGCCUCAGAGUCUAUGGUGUAACUAAUUUGAGAGUAGUCGAUUCAUCGAUAAUACCUAAAAUAACGAGGGGUUCUACAGCAGCUCCCGUUAUUAUGAUUGCUGAGAAAGCCAGUGAUUUAAUAAAAAGCGUUUGGUAUUAA
This is a messenger RNA of Vanessa tameamea, 1893 nucleotides long. RefSeq names its product glucose dehydrogenase [FAD, quinone]-like. The transcript has 3 exons. The record is from RefSeq and is a predicted model, not a curated record. Gene Ontology annotation, molecular function: flavin adenine dinucleotide binding; oxidoreductase activity, acting on CH-OH group of donors. The coding region runs from base 1 to 1893 and encodes 630 amino acids. Lineage: Eukaryota; Metazoa; Arthropoda; Insecta; Lepidoptera; Nymphalidae.